AUGAAUGACUAUAGAAAUGAUAAAUCCACCUGUACAUUUUAUACAAAGAUAGGGGCAUGUAGACAUGGUGAAAAGUGUUCGAGAACUCAUGUGAAACCCCUUUCCUCAGACACAUUACUAUUACCUAAUCUAUACCAGAACCCCAAAUUGAAUAAAAAUGAGGGCGAAGAGCUCUCACAGAAACAAAUACGAGAAUACUUUGAUCACUUUUACAAAGAUAUAUUCUUAAAGUUUGCAUCUAUCGGCGAAGUAGACUCUUUAGUCGUAUGUGAAAAUGAAAACAACCACCUAAAUGGUAAUGUCUAUGUUAAGUUUACUAAUAAGGAUACUGCAUACAACGCCUGCUUAGACUUGAAUCAAUCUUGGUUCGGAGGAAGACCAGUACAUAGUGAAUUAUCACCAGUAGAGAGCUUCAGCGAUGCUAAUUGCCGAGCAUAUGAAACAGACAGUUGUAAUAGAGGAGAUCACUGUAAUUUUAUGCACAUAAGGAAACCAAGUGGCCAGUUAAGGUCAAGUUUGUACAGGUCGCAGGAGAAGAGGAAAAUACUAAGGGAAUUGAAAGACUUGGGCUACGAGAUUGGGAACGAUGCAAGCGAAACCAGCAAGAACACCAAUCCGAAUCCAAGUAUCAAUAGUAACGCAAAUAAUGAGAAUUCCGACUCGAUAGAUUCAAAAUCAUCUAUAAACCAACCAACUACAUCGGAACCCACUACGUCAGUGGCAGCAGUCGCAGCCUUAUUUAAGUAA
Dujonia railenensis is the source of this 747-nucleotide messenger RNA. The record is from the annotation of a GenBank genome assembly. Lineage: Eukaryota; Fungi; Ascomycota; Pichiomycetes; Serinales; Debaryomycetaceae.